AUGACGCUGCUGGAAGGUCAUACUCAGGUCAUUCAUGAGCUCUCCCACACGGUCGCGACUCAGCACAAUGAUUUCCGGUCGUCCGUGAUGGAUCAGCUUCAACAUCAACAGUCAAGCCGAGAAUUUAAGAUUGAGGGGGCCUCUAUGCCGAAAUUCUACGGCAAGCUACAAGAAAGUGUGGACGAAUUCAUAUUCGAGGCUAAGUUGUUCAUGAACGGCAAGAACAUUGACUAUGGCCAUCCCGCCAAUCCGUUGCGCGUGGUUGCUAGGCUGGCAAGUAACCUUCGAGAUGGUGCGGCCUCAUGGUACCAUAACCGCAUCAUGAUCGGCAAGGAGCCUAUCAGCUCAAUUGACGAGUUUGAAUCUGCGCUACGAGAUGAAUUCCUUCCUCCUGACCAGCAGCAUCGUCUGCGUGCCGCGCUACGUUCCUGUAAGCAGACGACGGACGUCGAGGAAUACGUGUCUCGCUUUCGCAAAAUUAUCGCUCAGGUUCGCGACAUGUCUGCGCUGGUCAAGGUUGACCACUUCAUCAUGGGCCUGAAGCCCGAGACUCGUAAGGAGGUCAACUAUCUCAACAGAAACUCGCUAAAUGCCGCCAUUUCAGCCGCUCAAGCUUACGAACGAGCGCAUUUUGGUGGCGGUCGUCGAUCCCAUGCAGCCCGACGCGAUGGACCCGAGCCCAUGGAUAUAUAUCAAGUGAUUGCCCGUCCGACCCUUGAGCAGUGUCACCGCCAACGACUUUGUUUUUACUGUCGCGAAUCUGGCCACCGCAUUUCGGACUGCCCUAAGAAGCGUCAGCGAAACGACGGAGCUCAACGGACGUAA
Molecule: messenger RNA, 825 nt
Organism: Phytophthora nicotianae INRA-310
Lineage: Eukaryota; Oomycota; Peronosporomycetes; Peronosporales; Peronosporaceae
Exons: 1
Coding region: 1-825 (274 amino acids)
Molecular function (GO): zinc ion binding; nucleic acid binding
Source: RefSeq, a predicted model, not a curated record